Messenger RNA from Dibothriocephalus latus, 501 nucleotides. NCBI's taxonomy places the organism in Eukaryota, Metazoa, Platyhelminthes, Cestoda, Diphyllobothriidea, Diphyllobothriidae. The record is from the annotation of a GenBank genome assembly.
AUGCGACCCUUUCAAUCCUUCUUCUCCAGGCGUCUACCCCAGUUGUUUUCUGCUUAUCAUGCAGGAAACCUUGUACUUCAGAAUUCGGAAGAAAAGUGGCAGGCCACUGGAGAUUCACCCAUCCUCUACGGAACCGCCCAAGGUGGCCUGGGCAUGCUCACGCAAAUCUCUCCAGUCCUCUUCGCCUUCCUCAAGGAGGUGGAGUCUCGCAUCGCCAAUCUGAUUGUGCCCGUCGGUGGCUUUGCUCACGAGAACUGGCGUGCCUUCAAGGCUGACAAGGUGAUUCGCAUGGCGCACAACUUUGUCGACGGUGAUCUCGUUGAGACUGUACUUGAUCUGAAUGCAGAGGAGAAGGCCAAGUUAGUUGAGGGCCUGCGAAUCCCGGCCACAAUGGCGCUGUUUGGAACUGCCGGUUCCUCUAUGGGUGCUGAACCGGAGACGCGACCCUGCACUGUGGAAGACCUCGUCAAGGUGGUUGAGGAGAUGGCCAGUCUUCACUGA